AUGGCGGCCUUCUCUCUACCCCAUGUGCUCCGUUUUUCACGGCAAGGAGCUAGUUUCUUUAUUUCAUCAUCACAACGUUUUCUCCAGCAGAAUUAUGUACCAAUUCUCCAAUGUAAAAGAAAUUUGUUUUGUCAAGAAAUUCUGGGACUGGAUGGUUUUCAACGCCAGCGUCUUAUGAUAAAUGACAGACUUGGAAACUUGAGAGAAAAAUUCAUUGACCGAAUGAAUGAAGUUGCUGAUGAGGAAAAACAACAAACCAUUUUCACAGAUGACUUGAAGACAAUUGUACAUGUAGCACAAAAUGAUGAGGAAGUUAAUUUAAUGAAAGUUAUGCUUUUAAGAUACUGCAAAGAUUCUUCAGCCCAACGGUUUAAUCAAUAUGUUUUUGGCCCAGUUAUUUUAAGACUGCUUUACACUCUGAAGAAAACUGAUUUAGCACUGGAGCUUUUUCUGAAUGAGUCUACCAAAAGCAUCUUUAACCAAAUGGCAAGUUGUACAAUCCUUUUGGAUUUGUUGUAUGAAUCAAAGAGAUAUGAAGAUGUUAUCAAUAUAUACAAAGAAAUUAACGAAAGAAAAUUAAAUGGUUACAUCUACCCUGGAGAUUGUACAACUAUUGUGAUGGCUUCUUUCUUUGCAAUGAACACACCAGAAGCUUUACAACAAUGUAAAGAAUUAAUGAUUGCUUGUAAUAAAGCCAACGCCAAUAUUUCCAACAGAGGAAUUAUCUUUGGUGCAAUGCUUGCAUUAAAUCAGAAUGACAAUGCUCUUGCUUUGGAAAUGAUUGCAACCAGAAAUGAUAAUUUUAAUUUUGUUAUAAAAAACAUUAAGGGAAUUUGUUUUGCUAGAAUGGGAAGAGUUGAAGACACAUUCCCAAUAUUACGAAGUAUUCUUCAACAUGACACACCUUACAAAAAUCGGCAAAUGAAAGUUUUUCCAAAUAUGUUGUCUGAAAUCAAGUCAGAAAUGGAAAAGGUGAAUGAUCCUAAAAUGGCACAACAACUACAAUUAAUAGAGCAAUCUUUAAAAGUCGGUGCUUUCAUCAGUGAUGUCCCACUUGAGGAUUUUGUCAGACAGACAAUUGUGAAAGUUCGUCAAACUCAGAAUAGUUUUAAAUCUCGUGAACGAUCGUUUGUAAGAGGUUUUAGAAGUCGACAACAACAAAUAAGUGAUAAUCAGAAUUGA
This is a messenger RNA of Acanthosepion pharaonis, 1182 nucleotides long. The record is from the annotation of a GenBank genome assembly. NCBI's taxonomy places the organism in Eukaryota, Metazoa, Mollusca, Cephalopoda, Sepiida, Sepiidae.